GGUUGCAGCUGAGCCACUCGAUUUAAGAAUGCAUCGGGAUUUUGCUUGGCGCCUCUUUUUUUAUCAGAUUGCGUUCCUGGCAUUCUUGCCUCAAAAAGAAGGCGCCUGGCACACAAGGUCUGGCAGUGGUCUCCUCUUCCUGUUUUCCUUCUCCUUUCCCCCAUUCGGAUGGUCGUCCAGCCAUUCACGUCGAGCAGGACCGUGCUGGUGCUCGGCGCCGCCUACGCAGGCUACAAUGCUGCACAGACGCUCGCUGCAUCGCUGCCCCCGACCUGGCGCGUCGUCGUCGUUGAGCGCAACAGCCACUUUCACCACCUUUACGCCUUUCCGCGCGUCUUUGUCCUGCCCGGCCACGAGCGCAAGGUGUUUAUCCCCAUCAUGAAAGUCUUUGCCCCCAUCGAGGCUCGACCCCAUCUGCGGCCCAUCUCCGAUGCCAACGAAGUGCUGCACGCCAAACUCGUCGCGCUCGAGCCUAGCGAUACUCUCGGCCGAGGCGUGGCCCACGUCGAGUCGAUGGCCAGCGGUGAUCGAGGCAAGAAGAGCAGCGUACACUUUGACUACCUCGUCUACACCCUUGGCAGCCUUCUGCCCGCGCCCAUCGACGUAUGGGCCGAUGGGGACGGUGGCAGCGAGGCAGAGGCCAAGCAAGGGUUCAAGGAGGGAGGUGUGGCGUGGAUGAGGCGAGCCCAGGCGAGGAUCCGCGAAGCACGGAGCGUGUGUGUCGUCGGGGGAGGGCCACUGGGCGUGCAGCUUGCCAGCGACAUUGCCUACAUCUAUGGCACGCCCAACACCGAGCCUCGGCGGCCCGACGUGGCUGGCGACGCGCCGCGCAAGGCCGUCACGCUCCUCGCUUCGCGGAGGCUGCUGCCCAGGUUCGAGCCAUGGAUGCACACCGAGAGUAAACGCAAGCUCGAGGAGCUCGGCGUGCACAUUAUUGCCGAUGACCGUGCAGUCAUAGAUGGCGGCAUGAAAGAGGAGACCCACCCGUUUCAGGAGCGGACAAUCAAGACGGCCAAGGGACGUACCGUGGCCGCACAGCUGCUGCUCGUGUGCACAGGCCAGGUGCCCAACACUUCGUUCCUCUCCGGUCUCUGCGGCAAGGACAGAGCAGCAGCCAUUGAUGCCAAGACGAGGAUGGCGUGUGUGAACCGACACCUGCAACUCGCUGUGCCUUCUGCCCACCCGGAUGGGGAGCCCGAGACGGACGCGAGCCUGCAGCACAUCUUUGUUGCAGGCGAUGCUGCCGAUGCCUUUGGCGCCCUCAAUGCUGGCCACACGGCCCAUGGCCAGGCUCUCCUCGCCGGCCGCAACAUUGCCCGGCUCGUGGCGCGAGAGUGUGACUCUCUCGGUGCAGCAGAGGAAGAGGAGGGAGAGCAGGGCCAAUGGGCGCGCUGGCGAGAGACACGCAAGGAGCUGGGCGAGGCGCUGGAGCGAUACGAGGCACCGCCACACGCCAUCAAGGUCACUCUCGGCCUCGAGGAUGGGAUCGUAGAAGACGGCGGUACGCACAAGUCGCUCGACGACGGCAAGGAUGACCUCUCCACGCUGACCCUGUGGGACUACUUUGGCAUCAGCACCGAUGAUUUGGCGCUAUGAUGUAUUUCGAUCCAUUUGCUGGCAGGGAGCCUUGCAAUCUAUGUGACAGUGUUACCAAGAGCCCGAAAGAGAGCAGA
Messenger RNA from Acaromyces ingoldii, 1673 nucleotides. Its product is annotated as FAD/NAD(P)-binding domain-containing protein. The record is from RefSeq and is a predicted model, not a curated record. The transcript has a single exon. The coding region runs from base 169 to 1596 and encodes 475 amino acids. Lineage: Eukaryota; Fungi; Basidiomycota; Exobasidiomycetes; Exobasidiales; Cryptobasidiaceae. Gene Ontology annotation, molecular function: flavin adenine dinucleotide binding; electron-transferring-flavoprotein dehydrogenase activity. Gene Ontology annotation, cellular component: cytoplasm.